Prorocentrum cordatum is the source of this 1725-nucleotide messenger RNA. NCBI's taxonomy places the organism in Eukaryota, Dinophyceae, Prorocentrales, Prorocentraceae. The record is from the annotation of a GenBank genome assembly.
GCCGUUUCGUACUCAGGCCGGGCCGGUCGACCGCGCAGCCGCGCGGAGUCCCGUACAUCUCGCCACCACCCCCCUCUCGGCAGCCAUGGGCGAGGAGGAGGUCGCCGCCCUGGUGGUCGACAACGGCAGCGGCAUGUGCAAGGCCGGCUUCGCGGGCGACGACGCGCCCCGCGCCGUGUUCCCUUCGAUCGUGGGGCGUCCGAAGAUGCCUGGCAUCAUGGUCGGCAUGGACCAGAAGGACAGCUAUGUGGGUGACGAGGCGCAGAGCAAGCGCGGGGUGCUGACGCUGAAGUACCCCAUCGAGCACGGCAUCGUGACCAACUGGGACGACAUGGAGAAGAUUUGGCACCACACCUUCUACAAUGAGCUCCGCGUGGCCCCAGAGGAGCACCCCGUGCUCCUGACCGAGGCGCCCCUGAACCCCAAGGCCAACCGCGAGCGCAUGACACAGAUCAUGUUCGAGACCUUCAACGUGCCGGCGAUGUACGUGGCCAUCCAGGCGGUGCUCUCGCUCUACGCCUCCGGCCGCACCACUGGCAUCGUCAUGGACUCUGGCGACGGCGUGUCGCACACCGUACCCAUCUACGAGGGCUACGCUUUGCCUCACGCCAUCCUCCGCCUCGACCUGGCUGGCCGCGACCUCACGGAGUACCUUAUGAAGAUCCUCACCGAGCGCGGCUACUCGUUCACCACCACGGCCGAGCGCGAGAUCGUGCGCGACGUCAAGGAGAAGCUCUGCUACAUCGCCCUCGACUUCGACACAGAGAUGAAGGCUGCCACGGAGAGUUCGGACAAGGAGAAGACGUACGAGCUUCCAGACGGCAACAUCAUCACGGUAGGCAGCGAGCGGUUCCGCUGCCCCGAGGUGCUCUUCCAGCCCAGUUUCGUGGGCAAAGAGGCGAGCGGCAUCCACGACACCACCUUCCAGUCCAUCAUGAAGUGCGACGUCGACAUCCGCAAGGACCUCUACGCCAACGUGGUCCUGUCCGGCGGCACCACCAUGUUUCCUGGGAUCGGCGAGCGCAUGACGAAGGAGCUGACUGCCCUGGCGCCCUCGACGAUGAAGAUCAAGGUCGUGGCCCCGCCCGAGCGCAAGUACUCCGUGUGGAUCGGAGGGUCCAUCCUCUCCUCGCUGAGCACCUUCCAGCAGAUGUGGAUCUCGAAGGGCGAGUACGACGAGUCGGGUCCCACCAUCGUGCACAGGAAGUGCUUCUGAGGGGAGCCCUCCCCUCUGAGGCCGACCGGGUUCCAGCACGGCACGCGCCGGCAAGCAGUGUUGUAUGGACAGGAGCACACCCCUCGGCAUCCUCGCUCCAAGGCUCACCGCGGGCGGCCCCUGCCGCGAAUUCGCCGGCGGGUCGGCGAGGGCGCCGGGGCCACGCUCGGGAUGCGCGCGGCGCCCCUCGGCGCACCUGGCCCGCCGCGCCCAUCACCUGCAUUUUCGGGCCCGCGCAGCCCGGCCUGUCGGGGCUCGCGCCUGCCCCGCAGCGCUCCGGGGUUCGCGCCUUCCUCCUGGCCCGAGCUUUCCCUUGGUCCCCCCUGCGCGGCCGAGGCCCCCAUGGCCCGCCCAGUCCCGGCCCCUGGCCGCCCCCGGGAGCGGGGGAGCGACCGCCCCCGCAGCGUGGCGGCGACAGGGCCGCGUCGCUCCACGCAGCGGAGCGCGUUGCGGCCCCGCAGCGUGGUGCCAGCUGCUCGACCGAUCGAUCCCGCCUCCUCUCAGGAGAG